Molecule: messenger RNA, 1247 nt
Organism: Perca flavescens (yellow perch)
Lineage: Eukaryota; Metazoa; Chordata; Actinopteri; Perciformes; Percidae
Product: serine/arginine repetitive matrix protein 1-like
Exons: 2
Coding region: 99-1247 (382 amino acids)
Biological process (GO): regulation of gene expression
Cellular component (GO): nucleus
Source: RefSeq, a predicted model, not a curated record
AGGACUCCGGAAGUGCUGGUGUUUGUUGUUUCUCCGUUAGCACCGUUAGCACCGCGAAGUUGCCCGUCCUGUCCUGUGUCCCGGCUCUCGGUGUGAACAUGUCCCGGGUCCACAACAUCCGGGUGUUUGCCAGUCAGCGGCUGCACGCGGCGAUCCAAGACAUUCUGGCACUUUGUGAGAAAACGAUCCAGAAAUACGAAGAAGAAGCGGCUCUGAACCGGGAAGUGAUCUCCCGCCAGCACGCGCUGCUCUGCGCGCUCCACAGACCCACCGCCGACGCCUUCACACAGCAGCAGCUGCUGAGUAACCCAGAGGAUCCCCCCCAGAUCCAGAACCAGGACCAGAACCAGAACCAGAACCAGGACCAGGAGGACCCAGACCCCCCGCAGGCUGACCUGGACGCCGCUGACAUCAUCCAGUUCACCUACAGCUCCCUGGCUCUGGCCCCGGUCCUCACCAGGCCGGAGCCGGAGGUCACCGUGGUGUCGUCUGAGACGGAGGACAGCGAGGACUAUGGCCGGGACCGCAGCCCGCCGAGGGUCCGGAGCCCGCCGAGGGUCCGGAACCCGCCGAGGGUCCAGAGACCGGAGGGGGGGCCGGCCCUGAGCUGCCGGGUCUGCAGCCGGACCUUUACGGCUCGCCGCUUCCUGUCCCGCCACAUUAAAGCUCACCUGCAGGACGCCGCGGCGCCGGGAUGCGGUCUGUGUGGCCAACGCUUCGGACACGCUCGGGACCUGAAGCUGCACAUCCAGACUCACCACAAGUCUCUGGGAGGGGGCAGGGCCCUGCAGAACCAGACCAGGACCAGAGACAUCCAGACUCACCACAGCUCUGGGGGGGGCAGGGCCCUGCAGAACCAGACCAGGACCAGGACCAGAGGAGGAGAGGGAAGGCAGCGCUGCGAGGACUGUGGGAAGACUUUCCUCCAAAUGUGGAGGAAGAGGAAGCACCGCUGUCUGUCUAAAGGCCCAGACCCCCCAACAAGAAGACCAACCAGAUCCCCCAACCAGAAGGCCAACCAGAUUCCCCAACCAGAAGACCAACCAGACCCCCCAACCAGAAGACCAACCAGACCCCCCAACCAGAAGGCCAAACAGACCCCCCAACCAGAAGGCCAAACAGACCCCCCAACCAGAAGACCAACCAGACCCCCCCAACCAGAAGGCCAACUAGACCCCCCAACCAGAAGGCCAACUAGACCCCCCAACCAGAAGGCCAACAGGACCCCCAACCAGAAGGCCAACUAG